AUGGACCAGCCAAGGACCCACUCAGGACCCACGACGGCCAGUAAUCCUGCCCCCAGCUCCACCAACUCGUCAUCUGCUUCCACUGCGGCUAAAUCGAAGCAGGAAAGAUCCUCUUCGUCAUUAUCCAAGCCUUCGUCUGUGAUGCCUUCCAAGGAUUCACCAGAUGGUAAUGCUAUUUCGAAGACUCAAGGCGCCGCUUUGGAAAAUGAAAUGAAAAGUGGAGAUUCCAGUACACUAGAUGGCUCAUCUCAAAAUAUCAUUCCCAAUAGGGCCUCAAUGCAAAAGUACAUUGACCAAUCGUCGGAUCUGCUAUCUAGGAGUUCGGGUGUAAUAACUCCCUCCAUGUCUUUGAAUACGAGCACUGCAACCAACAAUGAUAGCAGCGUCAAUUCAGCCAGUAGCGGUAACUGUAAGAUUGCUAUAGAUAGGGACAAUACCAUAUUUAAAACUUUUGACACCAAAACUGGUCAAUUCUUGAAAAACGAUAAUAAUGAGGAAGAAAUGAGAGGAAAGAGGAAAGUUGACUCCAUACCUCCAAAGGAUAUUCACACAAAUAUUAGCAAUCCAUCUCCUUCACCACCUUCCUCUUCUCAGCAAGCUACGUCAGCCUCCGCGCCACAAUUGCCACAAGCAACACAGCAGCACCAACAACAACCAUCGGGAGAUGCUUCUAAUUUUUUAAGAAUUUUUUCGAAUAAUAAAAUGAGGUCGCAUUCCGUACCCACUAUUUUGCAUUCUUCUUUGAGAAAAUUAUCAUCUCACAAUCAGUACUAUCGUAAUCAAAAUAUUCUUUUAAAUCAUCAAACUUCUUCUGGCAUAUCGAAGAAAAAGUUCUCUAGAAACCAUCACCAACCUUAUUUGCAUUCUAAUAACCCUCUCAGUUCGAACCCUCUUUCACUAAAGCGCGCAAUAUUUUUAAAUCAACAAAUAUCCAAUAAUAGUAACACUAAUAAUGAAAACAUCAAUGAUUCCUCUACCAAUUCGAUGACAAAUCCAAAUUUUGAUUUAACUUUGGAAGAUAGAAUAAAAUACAUAAAGGCCACGCCCACACCUGUUCCGUUUCCUCCAAUAAAUUUACAGGGUUUAAAGGAAAUUGACCUACAAGAAAUCUUGAAAAACCCACAGUUAAGACACGAUAUCAUAUUUGACCCACUAUUGCAAUUCAGACCAAACCUUGACGGUGAAAGAGGGAACAAAAAAAGACAAUUGGCUAAUAUUUACUGGAACGACGUUCAAAAUGAAAUCUACGUUUAUUCCAAGAAGCCUGAGAUAUUCCAAUACAAUAGGUCAAGACUAGUUCCACUUUUUGAUACUUUAAGGGAUGUAUUAUUAACCAUAGUUCCGCAAAAAGAGUCUCCGAUGAUAAAUAAUGUAUUGGACACGGAAUUGAACAUUCAAGAGCUAUUAAAAGGCUCGCUGAUAAUGUCGAACUUGUCGGGCUGGUUGGCUGACUUAUUCAAACACCAUUGUGCCCCAAUGAGAGAUCCAUGGGUAGAUAAGAUGAGUAACAAAUUUAAAGAGGCUGAAAGAGAUUAUUCUUUGACCAGAUUAAUAGAAGGUUUAAGGUUAGUCUUCCAAAUUUUGGAAACGAUGAAACUAGAUAUUGCCAACCAUCAAAUUAGAAUUCUAAGGCCAGCUUUAUUGAGUAAUGCUGUAGAAUUUGAAAAGCAGUAUUUCGACACCCUUAUAGCCUCUAAAAGAGUCAAUUUAAAUACUUCACUACUCUGGUUUGAUAAAAAAUUCAACGAGAAUGUUUCCAUGGGCUUUGUUAACAAUUCAAAUUCCAUCACUAUCCCUGACGUCUACAAUAUUUGCAUCAGGAGUAUCAUCAACCUAUUAUCGUGCAGAAAAAUGGUUAGAGAGUAUCCAACUCCGCUUUCCUUUGAUCAUGCAAGAUUGAUCCUCUUACGUGCCGACAUUCGUCAAAUUGUCUGCAUUUUAGUUUGCCGUCUGCUUUUCCAACAGUUAGUGGCCAACGAUUCUUCAAUGGAUACAGCUACAAAGGAAUACGUCAUCCACACAUAUGCGACUAAAAGAUUGAAGAACGAGAUUAUCAGCAUUAUCACAGAUGAACAUGGCAAUUGUAGAUGGACAAAAAAUACGAUGUCUAUAGCUAUUCAUCUUUGUAAAGUUAUCGACGAUCUUCACAAAGAAUAUGACAACGACAAUAAUGGCGGUUAUGAAAAACCCGCGGCAUCUCAAUUGCCUUCAUUGGACAAUGCAAAAAUUGCAUUUGCUAAAUCAUGGUUAUCUAAACAAACCCAACCUCUUAGUGAAGUUUAUGGUGUACUAGAGAAUAGAGUGUUUAAAUCAUUGGAGAACGCCAUUUUCAAUAGAUCCGAGUGCACCAUCGAUGGACGCGUCAAGCAAGAUUUCGUAUAUCUUUACAAUACAAAUAAUGGAAACGUAGGUGGUACAAGCACCUUAGCUACCACUACGGAUACCGCUAGCGUCAAAAUCAGCCCGUCUUUAAUGUCUCCUUCUAAAACCUCCACCACUGCACCUACCGGUAAUGCGGCUACAUCUAGGGGUUUAUUCGCAGCAACAGAGCUGGAAGAAUUUGAUAACGUCUAUCGCCAUUUAUAUGCAUUAAUAAACCUUCAUUGGUCCGUGUUUGGUCCUCAUUACACUGAAAUGUUGGGAGAGAAAGUUAAUAAAAAAGGAAUAUAA
This is a messenger RNA of Saccharomyces kudriavzevii IFO 1802, 2670 nucleotides long. RefSeq names its product Sok1p (gene SOK1). The coding region runs from base 1 to 2670 and encodes 889 amino acids. The record is from RefSeq and is a predicted model, not a curated record. The transcript has a single exon. NCBI's taxonomy places the organism in Eukaryota, Fungi, Ascomycota, Saccharomycetes, Saccharomycetales, Saccharomycetaceae.